Molecule: messenger RNA, 672 nt
Organism: Chenopodium quinoa (quinoa)
Lineage: Eukaryota; Viridiplantae; Streptophyta; Magnoliopsida; Caryophyllales; Amaranthaceae
Product: GTPase Der-like
Exons: 5
Coding region: 1-672 (223 amino acids)
Source: RefSeq, a predicted model, not a curated record
AUGUCGAGAAACAAGCCAUUAAAGGUUGCAGAGGAAGAACAACCAUGCUUGGGUCAUGUAGACCAAGUCCCUUAUAUGGUUGACACUGCUGGGUGGUUGGAGAGGACAAAAGAGAAAGGCCCUGCUUCAUUGAGCAUUAUGCAAACCAGGAAAAAUCUUUUGAGGGCUCAUGUAAUUGCAUUGGUUCUUGAUGGAGAGGAGGUUGCAAAAACCAAGAAGAGCAUGAAGCAUGCCGAAAUAGUUUUAGCUAGACAGGCAGUGGAAGAAGGACGUGGUUUGAUAGUAACCGUAAACAAAAUGGAUCUUUUGAAAGGAAAACAGAAGUCUAAGUUAUAUGAAGACUUCAUUAAAGCUGUUCCUGAAGAGAUUCAGAAACUUAUACCGCAGGCUGCACAGCCAAAGGUCAAGUACUUCACACAAGUGAAGGCUCGACCACCAACAUUUGUUGCCUUUGUGAAGGGGAAAACAGUGCUGUCAGAUACGGAAAUACAGUUUUUGACAAAAUCUUUGAAAGAAGACUUUGAUAUGGGCGGGAUCCCAAUUCGUAUCUUGCAGCGCUCUCUAAGUAGGCACGACACAACCUCCAAGAGCACCCCUGCUAAACUUAGCCAUACAGGAAAAUUGGUUGAAAGAGCAUCUUCAGAUAAGCGGAGUGUUAAACUGAGGUUAUGA